AUGCAAAAUCAUCAUCUUAUUGUGUAUGAGAGUAGAAAACUGAAAGACAAUGAGAAAUUAUACUCUACCUAUGAUAAAGAAAUGUUGACUAUUAUGCAUGCUCUCUCAAAAUUCAGACAGUACUUAGUGGGGAGGAAAUUCAUUGUUAGAACUGAUCAUAACAGUCUUAAAUACUUUUUAAGACAAAAAGAUCUUAAUGAGAGGCAGCAAAAAUGGGUCAGUAAGAUCCAAGCAUAUGAUUUUGACCUUAAAUAUGUCAAGGGGAAAAAUAAUGUAGCCGCUGAUGCACUAUCUAGAAAGCCAUCCAUUGCUGCCCUUUGUUCUUUGAGUGAGAUUUCAGCUGAUUGGAAAUGUCAACUUUUAGUAGAGUAUUCCAAAAAUCAGCAUGCAUGUGAAAUUAUGGAUGGGAUCGUCCAAGAUGACAAGUACACAAUUGUAGAUGAUGUGAUUUACUACAAGGGAAGAAUUUAUUUAGUUCCAGAAUCCAAACUGAAAAAUCAGAUUUUACAUGCUUUUCAUGACACUCCUGUAGCGGGACAUCAAGGGUAUGCCUUUACCCAUUAUGGAGCAAAAAUGGACCAGAAUUUCAAUAGAUUUUAUCACGGGUCUUCCCAAGGUGCAAGGGAAAGAUUGCAUGAGGAUCUUCCCGUGCUUCAGAUGCAGGAGCAGCAUCCGGCUACACAGCAGCUGCAAGAUCAGCUAAUGGAGACAGAGAUUGAUUGUGUAGUGUCUAUUGGACUAUAUGACAUGAUGUACAUGCCCGUGAUUCGGAUGAAUCAUGGACUAGUGACUGCAUUAGUGGAGCGGUGGCACAGUGAUACCUGCAUAUUCCAUUUAUCGAUGGGAGAGAUGACCAUUACACUGGAGGAUGUGUGGAGGAUUUUGCACAUUCCUAUCCGAGGGGAUCUGGUGAUUGAGCACAUGGUGACAGAUGGGACCCGCUAUGUAUGGGGGCCAUCUGUGCUAUCACACCUAUACAGGGAGCUUCAUGAGGACAUCCUACUAUGUUCAGAGAUAGGUACCCGACAGAGUGAUGAGGCAGUUCAGUCGGAGGCAGGGAUGGCCGAGUGGAUCAAGGGAGUAUGCACGGGAGGUACAGGAGAGAUUCCAGUGGGGGCCAGUGUUAUCACUCGACUUACAUCCGUCGAGGCACGAGUGGAGGAUUGUGAGGCAGAGAUUGCAGCUAGAGAUGUUCAGCUAUUUGCAUGGGAGUCAGAGUUGACUAUAGUGCUGCGAGAUAGAUAUGAUGCAGUGGAGAGAUUGAGGGAGCUGCAGGAUAGAGGAUGA
Molecule: messenger RNA, 1287 nt
Organism: Cryptomeria japonica (Japanese cedar)
Lineage: Eukaryota; Viridiplantae; Streptophyta; Pinopsida; Cupressales; Cupressaceae
Exons: 6
Coding region: 1-1287 (428 amino acids)
Source: RefSeq, a predicted model, not a curated record